AUGAGACUCCAAGAGAGUCAUACCGCGGUCGUGAUGAGAGGCCGUGGAAGAUGGCAAGGAAGUAACCGUGGGUUUCAGCCACGAGACCGUGGGUUUCAGCCACGAGGCCGUGGGUUUCAGCCACGAGGACGUGGAUUCCAACCACGAGACCAUCUUGGUCCUAGCCGAGGCCGAGGCUAUAGCCGAGGUCAUCAAGCUAGCCGUGGGUAUAAGUCCAACUUCAAAACCCAUGGCUCGACCAAAGCUCCUUGCUAUCGUUGUGGGAUGACCAAUCAUUGGGCUAACCGAUGCAACACUCCCCACCAUCUUGUUAAGCUCUACCAGGAGAGCAUGAAGGGAAAGAACCCUGUGGCAAAUUGGGUCCAUCAUGAUGAUGAGAAUGAUUUAGACCAUGAGAAUGAUCAAGCCAACCAUGAGAAUGAUCAAGCCGAGUAUGAGACUUCGGAUCUCCUUAAAAGUGGCUGA
Messenger RNA from Raphanus sativus (radish), 465 nucleotides. RefSeq lists its product as uncharacterized. The transcript has a single exon. NCBI's taxonomy places the organism in Eukaryota, Viridiplantae, Streptophyta, Magnoliopsida, Brassicales, Brassicaceae. Gene Ontology annotation, molecular function: nucleic acid binding; zinc ion binding. Bases 1 to 465 code for a protein of 154 amino acids. The record is from RefSeq and is a predicted model, not a curated record.